AUGAUUUCUGUACCUUCAAGAAACUGGCAUCCAGACUCUGAAAAUAUCAGGCUUGAGCAUCACAGCAAGACCUUACAACAUGGAAUCUUCAUCGGCAGACAGCUUUUGCGACCAACUCGGAAGGGCAGCCGAGCCGAAUCGGUCCAGAGAAAGACUCCUUUCCGAGGCCAGAGUCUAGCUACUUUCACAGGCUGGUCUUUUGUCGAUGCAGCCCUCGACGAUUUGGUCUUGAAAAUAAUUUGUGCACUUCCUUUCUCACCAUUAGCUCUUUAA
Protopolystoma xenopodis is the source of this 273-nucleotide messenger RNA. Lineage: Eukaryota; Metazoa; Platyhelminthes; Monogenea; Polystomatidea; Polystomatidae. The record is from the annotation of a GenBank genome assembly.